Molecule: messenger RNA, 417 nt
Organism: Linum tenue
Lineage: Eukaryota; Viridiplantae; Streptophyta; Magnoliopsida; Malpighiales; Linaceae
Source: the annotation of a GenBank genome assembly
AAUGAAACUCAAACCAAAGCUGAUACACCAAAGGGAGCUUGGACCAAUGGAACGACGAAGCUUUUCCAAGGCAAAGAUGAAGGUGACGGCUGGUACAUAGCUGAAUUUGAUACAGAGGAUGUUGAAAUGGCCAAUAAUGAGGAAUAUGACUAUAUUGUUGAGGAAGAUGAUCCGAGAUGCCCAACCAUCCUUUAUACGGACAAAGAAAAGCUUGACUGGAUAAGAAAGUGGCGAUCGACUCUAAUAGUCAAGGGUCUGGGACGUGAUAUCCCGUCCAUUGCACUAUCCAACAGGUUGUGGUCGUUAUGGGCACAAAGAGGAGCAAUAAAAAUUUCCGACAUGUCUAAUGGAUGCUAUCUGGUGAGAUUCAAAGUAAAGGAGGAUUAUGAGUAUGCAGUGUCAGGGGGAAAUGGAUGA